GGGCGGGCGGCAGUGCUCGCGCCCCGCCCGCCCUGAGCGCACGCCCGCGCGGCUCCCGAGACGCACCAACUCUCAACAGACGUUCCAAACUCAAAAGUGACAAGUGAACAGUGUAGUUUUGUUUUUCUCCCCACAGCGAGUUUCCAGCCAGGCUAGUCAGUGCUGAGCCAAUUUUAAUUGAAGUUUAAUUAGGAGUGCCCGGACCCCGGGGAGUGCCUUCUUCAACAUCGGACAGGAUCUACAGCGCCGCUUCAAAUUCAAGACACAAUUCCUUCACCAUGGAGCGAGCAGGCCCCGCGUCAUCGCCAGUGACCGCCACGCCGCCCCGCUCCGCUGGCCUAUUCAGCUAAUCACCAUGGUGAAGUGAGACAGAGUGAGACGAUGCGUCCAAGUUAAGUGCGAGUGAGAUGCCUUACUACGGGUACGGGGAGGGGGGGUCGAGUGGCAGCGAGGAGUCGGACUCGGAGGGCGCGCUGAGCUCCAGCUCCAGCGACCAGGGGCUGCCGUUCCCGGGGUUCACUCCGGUGGCGCUGCGGUACCUCACGCAGGACAGCCGGCCCCGCAGUUGGUGUCUCAAGCUCAUCACCAACCCAUGGUUCGAGCGGAUAUCGAUGCUGGUGAUCCUGCUGAACUGCGUGACGCUGGGCAUGUACCAGCCCUGCGUGGACGACCAGUGCGUCACCAACCGCUGCAAGAUACUACAGGUGUUCGAUGACAUAAUCUUCGCGUUCUUCACGCUGGAGAUGGCGGUGAAGAUGGUGGCGAUGGGCGUGUACGGGCACGGCACCUACCUGGCCGACUCCUGGAACCGCCUCGACUUCUUCAUCGUGCUCGCCGGAGCCCUCGAGUAUGCCCUGAACGUGGAGAACAUCAACCUGUCGGCCAUCCGGACCAUCCGCGUGCUGCGCCCCCUGCGCGCCAUCAACAGGAUACCCAGCAUGCGUAUCCUGGUGAUGCUGCUGCUGGACACGCUGCCCAUGCUGGGCAACGUGCUGCUGCUGUGCUUCUUCGUGUUCUUCAUCUUCGGCAUCGUGGGCGUGCAGCUGUGGGAGGGCAUCCUGCGGCAGCGCUGUGAGCUUGUGCUGCCGCCUAAUGUCAUCAGGCCCAACGUGUCAUUCUACUACGAGUUCUCGAAGGAGCUGGACUACAUCUGCACGACGCCGGAGGACAGCGGCAUGCACCACUGCGGGGACUUCCCCCCCUACCGCUACGGGCAGCUCGUCUGCAAUGACUCAGCGAAACCGUUCUCCUACAACCACCCCACCAACUCGUCGUGCGUCAACUGGAACCAGUACUAUACGAAUUGUACGCAAAGAGGAUCCAACCCGUUCCAGGGGACGAUUUCCUUUGAUAAUAUAGGACUGGCUUGGGUCGCCAUUUUUCUUGUGAUAUCGUUGGAGGGGUGGACGGAUAUAAUGUAUUAUGUACAAGACGCUCACAGCUUUUGGGACUGGAUUUACUUUGUGUUAUUGAUUGUGAUCGGCUCAUUCUUUAUGAUCAACCUGUGCCUCGUGGUCAUCGCGACGCAGUUCAGCGAGACCAAAAAGCGCGAGAUGGAGCGAAUGCGCGCGGAGCGAGCUCGCUUCACCAGCUCCUCCACUCUCGCGUCGUCGACCAACAAUAGCGAGCCGGCCACGUGCUACGCCGAGAUCGUCAAGUAUGUGGCGCAUCUGUGGAGGCGGUUCAAGAGAAGGAUGGCGAAGAAGAUCAGGGUGUACCGCUACCAGCGCGCGCAGUCGCAGUGCCGGCGCAGCCGCGAGACGCUGCAGCUGCCCGCCCACAAGCCCAAGCAGCACCACCCCUGCUGCCCGAGGGUGCACCCACAGGCCAACGGGGGCGCCAAGGAGGAGAUAGGGGCGGGCGACGAGCCCACCGGCCGGCCUAGCCUGCUGCGCGUGCCCUCGCUCUCCGCCGCCGAUUUAGAGAACACGUCCAACCUGUCGCUGCUGUCGCCGCCGUCGCUGGCGCGGCGCCGCUCGUCGGUGAUGUUCAGCGACACCGUGCUUCUGCACGCGCCGCCGCCGCGCGCCGCGCAGAACAACGUGUGCUGCUCCGAGAAGAUGACGCAGACCGAGUUCGAGCUGCCCCCUGGCGAGUCGGCGGAGGCGCGCGCGGCGGUGGGCGGCGCCAUGUCGUGCCAGGAACUGCUGGCGCUGUCGGGCGCGCUGUCGGCCGCGCUGCCCACCGGCCAGGUGGCUCUCGACACCUUCUUCGAAGAACUGACCAAGGGGAUCAGUAAGCGGGCGGGGGAGGAGAAGACGGAUUCUAAGAUCGUAGAGAUGGAGGACUACUCCUGCUGCGCAGAGCUCCUGGCGGCCGAGAUCGUGGCGCGGGAGAACCGGCGCGGGCGCCUCCACCGCGCCGCCGCGUGCGUGUGGCGCCACGUCGCCGCGCUGCUGAGCAAGCAGAGGAAGUUCGUGAAAGUGAUGGUGGACCACAAGUACUUUCAGCAAGGCAUACUGCUGGCCAUCCUCAUCAACACUCUAUCCAUGGGCAUCGAGUACCACAACCAGCCGGAAGAACUCACAGUCAUUGUGGAGAUCAGCAACGUUGUCUUCUCCGCCAUCUUUGCCGUAGAGAUGCUGCUCAAAGUCAUCGCUGAAGGACCCUUCAAGUACAUCGCCAAUGGGUUCAAUGUCUUUGAUGGAAUCAUCGUUAUUUUGAGUGCCUUUGAGUUAACCCAAAGCUACGGAACUGAAAACGGGAAUGAGCAGGCGGGCAACUCCGGACUCUCAGUGUUGCGCACAUUUCGACUCCUGCGCAUACUGAAGCUAGUCCGCUUCAUGCCUAACUUGCGCCGCCAGCUGUUCGUCAUGCUGCGGACCAUGGACAAUGUUGCCGUCUUCUUCUCUCUGCUCGUUCUCUUUAUCUUCAUCUUCAGCAUCCUCGGUAUGAACCUCUUCGGGUGCAAAUUCUGCGAGAAAGAUGAGGAUGGCGACCAAGAGUGCGACAGAAAAAACUUUGAUACGCUCUUGUGGGCAUUUGUCACGGUGUUUCAGUUUUGCAAGUUCGUGGACGACAACGGCAACGAGCGAGAUUGCACGUGUCCCGAGAUCAUCUCGCACCACCCCAAGUGCGAGUGCGACAGGAAACACUUUAAUAACAUCCUGUGGGCGACCGUCACCGUGUUCCAGGUGUUAACUCAGGAAGAUUGGAAUGUUGUGUUGUUUAAUGGUAUGGAAAAGACGAGUCACUGGGCUGCCCUUUACUUUGUGGCUCUCAUGACUUUUGGAAACUAUGUCCUUUUCAAUUUGCUAGUAGCCAUUCUCGUCGAAGGAUUUAGCUCAGAGAGAAACGAGAGAAGAGAACGCGAGCAAAGGGAAUUGGCUAAAUCUAAAUUGUCGAGUGAAAUAUUUUCUGAUAACAACGACAUGAAUUACGAUGACUCAUCGAGCUCUUCCAACGAUAGCUUCUCGCAGAAUGAAAUAAAGAACUACUGGCGCUCAGCCGAUGACGUGCGUAGAACUAAAGACCACGUGAACGGGAACAAGGAGAAACUGAUGCGGUCCCGCAAGAGGACGAGGACUUCCAUCCACCACCCCACCCUCUGCAAGGAUUGCGCGCAGUCCAACAAAUGCAACAUACAGAAGGAAUCAAAAAUGCUUGCGGGUAGCGCUGGUGUGUCAGAGUCCACUGUGGUUCCAAUGAUCACCACCACAGCCGCCACUCCACAAGACUCCCCAUCUACCACACUGGAGCCUGGGGCUUCGUUCAGAGACUUCAACAUAUCUUUGAACCUGGAAAGAUCAUCCAUGCUAUCCAGUCUGGACUCCAUCGACAGGACUUCGUGUGCCAGCAUACCAGGGCUGCUGAAACCACCAAACAGUUACACUCUGACUCUGCACUCAGCGGCUUCGCAGCUACGCUCGGAGAAGGCUCGUCUGCCGCCGAUGUCGCUAGCCCCGCCCCCGCUAUCUCUGGCCCCACCCCCUUCACGGUCCUCCACUCCUGGUACUCCGACCGUGCCCAGGUCGUCGCCGUCACCCAUCAUGCCGGAGAAGAACCUUCAAGUUACUACGGCUAAGGACGAUAACUGCUUGAAUGUUAGCGAUAAAUCCAGUUUGCUCAGCUCUCAGAAGAGUGUGAGCGUGUCAGCAGCGACGGUGAACGCCGACGAGCGGUGCCGCGUGCAGCGCGGGUACAGCUGGCGCCUGUCCCGGCCCAGCCUCCGGAGGAAACCCAAGCACAGGACCGGCUCCGACUCUGACGCCAUCAUCCUCAACAAUGGGAGGGACCAUGCUUCCUGUAAUGGGUCAUCUCUCUUCAAGAACGAGCUGCUCCUGUCCUCUUCCAUCGUGAUAAAGAACGACACGACGUCGGAGCUGGGGGGCCGGACCCGCGCGCUGCCAGCGCCGCGUGUGCUGGCCGCCCCCGCGCGCCGCGUGUCCGCACACGCCGCGCCGCUGCUGCCUGAUGUUUCAUGGAAGGCUCCUGAAGCUGGGUUCUCGUCGGAUUCGACGGUGAUGCUGGACCGCGCGCGCCCCGCGCCCCGCACUCCGCCGCACCGGCUGUCCCUGACUAAUGACUACCUCACUGUGACGACGACAGAGGUGAAGUCAAGUAACCUGUCGCCGUCGGUGUCGCCGCCGCCCCCGCGCUCGCCGCCCCCCGCACGCCCCAACAACCAGCCACUGCCACUCAUCAAGCAGAUUAAUGAAGAGGUGGUCAUCAGCAAUAAUGUGACAAUAAUAUCUCCGGUGGAAGAGCCAAAAAGGUUUCGAGUGAAAGAUCUCUUCAGAUUCAUGGAACCGACGGGAUGUCUGAAGGAGAAAGAAGAUUUCUCUCUCUACAUAUUUUCACCGAAAAACAAGAUAAGACGAUUUUGUACAUGGAUGGUGACAAGGAGUUGGUUUGAUAACAUCAUUCUGCUCUUCAUAGCGCUCAAUUGUAUAACUUUAGCGAUGGAAAGACCGAAUAUCCCUCCUGAUUCCAAAGAGAGAUAUUUUUUAUCGACCGCCAAUUACGUUUUUACUGGAGUUUUCGCUGUUGAAAUGUUCAUCAAAGUGGUAGCAUCUGGAAUGUUCUACGGGCACGAAGCGUACUUCACCUCGGGGUGGAACAUCAUGGACGGUUCUCUCGUCAUCAUCUCCAUCAUUGACCUGCUUAUGUCUUUGUUGUCUGAGUCCAGUCCAAGGAUAUUUGGGAUAUUGAGGGUUUUCCGGUUACUAAGGUCUUUGAGGCCGCUGCGAGUGAUCAACCGGGCGCCGGGACUGAAGCUAGUGGUCCAAACCUUGCUGUCUUCUUUGAGGCCCAUCGGAAAUAUCGUCCUCAUCUGUUGCACCUUCUUCAUUAUUUUCGGUAUAUUGGGUGUGCAAUUGUUCAAAGGUGCAUUUUUCUACUGUGAAGGAGCUAACAUAAAGCACGUGAAGAACAAAACGGACUGUCUAGCUAUAGAAGGGAAUGCUUGGGUCAACAGGAAGUAUAACUUUGAUGACUUGGGCAAGGCUCUGAUGUCCCUUUUCGUGCUUAGCUCAAGGGAUGGAUGGGUCAACAUCAUGUACACUGGACUCGACGCUGUUGGUGUAGAUCAACAGCCAAUAGUGAACUACUCGGAAUGGCGGCUGCUCUACUUCAUAGCGUUCAUCCUUCUGGUGGGGUUCUUCGUGCUGAACAUGUUUGUGGGCGUGGUGGUGGAGAACUUCCACCGCUGCCGCGAGGAGCAGGAGAAGGAGGAGCGGGUGCGGAGGGCCGCCAAGAGACAGCUGCAGAUGGAGAAGAAGAGACGAAAAAUGCACGAAAGGCCAUACUACGCUGACUACAACCAAACCCGGUUGUUCAUUCACAACGUUGUAACAUCCAAGUACUUUGACCUGGCCAUAGCCGGGGUCAUCGGCCUCAACGUGGUCACCAUGGCUAUAGAGUACUACAGGAUGCCUCCCGCACUGCAGUACGCUUUGAAGAUUUUCAACUAUUUCUUCACAGCCGUCUUUAUACUUGAGGCCAUAAUGAAACUGGUUGCGCUGGGAUUCAAAAUAUAUCUCAAAGAUAAGUGGAACCAACUUGAUGUAAUCAUAGUGAAGCUAUCCAUAGUUGGGAUAGUGUUAGAGGAAUUGGAAACUAAUAUUAUACCGAUUAAUCCGACAAUAAUGAGGGUAAUGAGAGUUUUACGAAUAGCCAGGGUAUUAAAGUUACUGAAGAUGGCUAAAGGCAUUCGAGCCCUGCUGGACACUGUGAUGCAAGCGCUGCCUCAAGUUGGAAACCUGGGACUGCUAUUCUUCCUGCUGUUCUUCAUUUUUGCCGCUUUGGGAGUUGAGUUAUUCGGGAGAUUGGAAUGCUCAGACGAGAUUCCCUGUCAAGGUCUGGGCGAGCACGCGCACUUCGCCAACUUCGGCAUGGCGUUCCUGACGCUGUUCCGCGUGGCGACGGGCGACAACUGGAACGGCAUCAUGAAGGACACGCUGCGCGAGGACUGCGACAGCGCCGUGGACUGCGUGCGCAACUGCUGCGUCUCCACCGUCAUCGCGCCCAUCUUCUUCGUCGUGUUCGUCCUCAUGGCCCAGUUCGUGCUCGUCAACGUCGUCGUGGCAGUCCUGAUGAAGCACCUAGAGGAAUCGCACAAGCAAAUGGAAGACGAGAACGACAUGGAUGUGGAGCUGGAGCGAGAACUGGAGCGGGAAGCCGACGACGAAGAGGAUCGAGCUUUAUGUCGGGCUCUGGAAGGAUUUACAUCACCUCAGCUGCCCUUGAACAAGGUACCGUCACUACCUGCUAACUUCACGUACAGCGAGCCGCGAGUGAGUGCGCCGUCGCCCGCGCGGCUGGCGUCGCGCCGCCGCACGCUGCACUCCGCGCACGCGCUGCUGCCCGCCGCCGCCUCGCCGCCCGCCUCGCCCCCCUCGCCCCCCUCGCCCCCCUCCGCCGCGCUGUACGAGGAGGACGCGCGGUUCAUCGACGCGGACGAGGCGGAGGAGCUGGAGCCGGGCAGCCCGCCGGCGCCGCGGCCCAACCGCCGCACGCGCAGCGACGCGCCGCGCCGCCCCGCCGAGUGCGCGCGCCUGCUGGCCGUGCCGCGCCCGCGCCCGCGCCCCGCGCCGCCCGACGCCGCCCCGCUCAGCGAGCGCGACGAGAUCCGCAUCGUGAUCGCCGAGCGGCGGCGCGUGGACGCGGCGCGCCCCGCCGACCCCGCGCCCGCCACCCCCGCGCCUGCGGGCUCCUAGUGCCGGCGCGGCCGCCCACCCCUACAUACCGAGGUCUACAUCUAGACCCCGCGUCUCACCCCUACCUUUCCCCUCUAGUCCUCUCCAGUGUGCAGGAAACUGUUAAAGUUUGAACUCGGUUGCGGAACAGUGCAGUGCGGAACUUGUCUGGAACGUGUUAAAGUUUGAGUGCGGUGUGAGCUCGAGCUUGUCAGUGAUGUGUUAAGUGCGAGAAUGAUUUCCUACUUUGUCUCCCUAACCUUCAACCACUAGUAUUGUUUUCCAAAAAAAGGCGGCCGAUUCAAAUUAUUAAAGAGACUAUAAUAAAUGUAAGACUAAGAUGUAAAAACUUACUUAGAUAGGUAUAGAAUUAGUCAAUUUGUUCUGGUGGGAUGUUUUUCUACGAACGUUAUUUUAUUAUUAUCUAAGUAAUUUUCGGUGCUUAUAUUGUUAAAGUAUCGUUCGUUAUUAUAUCCAUACUAUUAAAGUAUUAUUUAUCUCUUCUAAGAGCCACACAAGUACUUAUGUAAGUAAUGUAGAAUAAACUUUUCUUCAUAGGUUCAUUUUGUACUAACUGUGUAACUAAUUUUAAAGUAAUUUAAUUGUUUGUAGUUAUGUACGUAUUGAAACAAGUGACAUCAGUGACAAAGUCCAACGACAAAUAAGCCUAGAGUCUGUUAGCCUGUAUUAUGUGUUAGACCUUAAAAUCUGAACAUAGUUCAUAAUGGUACUUCGAAAGAUAUUUACUUCUAGUCAACGAUUUUAAUAUGUGUAUAAGUAAAGCCAAGCAUAGC
Messenger RNA from Plutella xylostella (diamondback moth), 7930 nucleotides. The record is from RefSeq and is a predicted model, not a curated record. NCBI's taxonomy places the organism in Eukaryota, Metazoa, Arthropoda, Insecta, Lepidoptera, Plutellidae.